Molecule: messenger RNA, 663 nt
Organism: Agrilus planipennis (emerald ash borer)
Lineage: Eukaryota; Metazoa; Arthropoda; Insecta; Coleoptera; Buprestidae
Exons: 4
Coding region: 1-486 (161 amino acids)
Source: RefSeq, a predicted model, not a curated record
AUGUACCCGAAUAUACAGAAUCAACUACCAUCGCCUACAAGUCAGGCUCCUCAACCAGUUUAUAAAGCCAGCGAGGCAUCUUCUUAUGUUCCCCACGCUACGUAUCCCUAUUCAGACUCGUACGGUCCCUUGGAUGGGUACAUUGUCCCUGCGCUUCAAUACGGCUUCGGUCCGUCAUCCCUUGAGGAUAAGAACCAGGGGAUUAUAACUCCAGGACAAGCGCUUCUUCAGUCAGCGUUGGGAAUUCUUUCAAAAGUUGGUCUCUUCCUUGUAGGGGGCGUCGUUUUGCUAAUUGUCGGUGGUAUUUUUCACUCGUUGGCCUGCUCCGUGUCGCAACUUUGUACCAUCUCGUACAACGGUUUCGGAGGCAUAGAUAAGGACAGCGUAAGGGCACUCAUGACUCCCGAGAGGGUCGCACGAGCAGCAGUUUUCCUUCAAGAUGCUGUUGAGAAGUAUGAAAGGAUUCAAAAGGGUGGGAAAAAUUAAGUAGAAAGUGAUAUGUGAACGAACUUUGACAUCAUCAAUCUAUAGCUGCAAAACUCUUUAGGAUAAAUUUGAAAAAACGUGUAAAAAAAAUUUAGAUUAUUACCUGAAGUAUGGCAAGACUUUUUACCAGUGUUAGUAUUAGAAUAAUGCACAAAUUUCAUGCAAUUUUAUUAUUUU